CACUGGAGCUGGCAUGCUGAAGCUGAGACCGUGUGCGGGGCAACGGGGGAGUGUAGGUCGGACCGGUCCUGGGGUGCCCUGGGGGCUGCGAGCUCUGCUAUUUGGGGUGAGCUCACUGACCCUGCUCGCUGGAGCCGGGCUGCUCCUCCUGCUCUCCCAGCACACUCAGCUGUCUGGCCGCCUGGCCCAGCUGGAGAAGCGGCUACAGGAGCUCUCUGAGCGCUCGCUAGUGCAACUCCUCACCGAGGCAUCUAGCGACCAUGACCCCGACCCUGACCGCGAAGUGGUGGGGUACCAGUACUCCCGAGACAAGAGGAGCCAAGACCAGUGGCCUCAGGAGGGACUCCGCAGAGCUGAGCAUGAGGACAUGAUGAUGAUGAUGACUUACUCCAUGGUGCCGGUCAGAGUCUUAGUAGACCUCUGUAACAGCACAAAAGGCAUCUGUUUAACAGGACCUCCUGGACCACCUGGUCUGCCUGGCUCUGAUGGAAUCCCGGGACACAAUGGAACGGAUGGAAUCCCAGGGCCUAAGGGAGACCCAGGAGUCCAAGGAAGACGAGGGAAGAGAGGACCCACUGGAGAAAAGGGAGAUUCAGGAGAAAAAGGGGAUGUAGGAAGUCCUGGUCCACCUGGUCCCCCUGGUGCCCCUGGUGAGAAAGGAGAGCCCUCCAAUGAAGCUGGUUUAAUGGGUCCCCCAGGUCCAGUAGGACCUCCUGGAAGUCCUGGCCCUGCUGGUCCGCCUGGCCCUCCAGGCCUACCCGGGCCUCCGGGGCCCCUCAGGGGAAAGAGCAAUCGGGUGAAUGAGCAGCAGGCCCAGCAGUCUGCAGGGUUGUUUUAUGCUGUCCCAAAUGAUGACAUACUGUAUGGAGGAACAGGAAAAAAAGAAGCAGGACCUCAAAAACCUGCAGGGUGCAUAAUUAAAUCCAUUGUUAGCUUGAAAAAUAUCACUAAAGUGGACACUACAUUCGGGGCAUGGAUGCAGGAUUCAGCAGUAGAAAAUGACCAGCGCAUCUGGGUGGCUGAGCACUUCUCAGGUCGAACAGUAAGGGAAUAUAAAGACAUUGAAUCCUUCGAGAACAGUAGCAGUGACAUCAUUGACGUAAAGAAGUUCUUUCAAGGCUGUGGUCAUAUCAUGCGCAACGGCUCCAUCUACUACCACAUAGCUGGGACCUUCAAGAUUGCUAAAUUUCACUUGCAAACCGAGAAAUUAUACACUCUCUCAGUCGAGAACGCCCUCUACCAGAACCUUGUCUAUCUCCUCAACAACUCCAAGACCUACUUCAAAUUAGCAGUGGAUGAAAAUGGCCUGUGGCUCAUAUUUGCAGCCAGUGCAGAUGAAACCAUCAUGGUAGCACAACUGGAUGAGAAGACCUUCUCUGUUGUCGCUUACAUCAACACGUCAUAUCCCAGAACAAAGGCUGGGAAUGCUUUCAUAGCCUGUGGGGUGCUGUAUGUUACUGAUGUCAAAGACAUGAAAGUGACAUAUGCCUUCGAUCUGCUCAAAGAGAGACCCCUGAGUGUUAGUUUUGAUUUUAGAUCUUCCACAGGUGUCCUGGCCAUGCUGUCCUAUAGUCCGCGAAAUAAACAAUUGUUCGCUUGGGACAGCGGCUAUGUGAAAACAUACAAAGUACACUUUCUUUCUGAUUAGUCUUGAAGGCCUUAUAUCUCACUAAUUUCUUUCGCAAUUUUUACUGAAGAAUAAGAAAAGCUGCAAUAGGCAGUAUUCCAAUUUCCAUUUACAGACACUCCUCUACUUAUGGUUUGAUUUAUGAUUUUUAGAAGUUACAAUGGUACGACAGCGAUACGCAAUCAGUAGAAUCCAUACUUCAAGUUGUGAAUUUUGAUCUGAUCACGCUUGCACUCUCUGUAGCGAUCACGCGAACGAGUGUAAACAACUGAUGCUGUGUUAGAAGUGUUUUUUUGGGUUUUCGCAUCCCCUCAUGUCUACUAAACACCCAUGCUUGUCUCCUGCUUAAAUUUGCCCAGCUGUAGGCUAUGGUAAGUGUUCCGAGCACGUUUAAGGUAAGCUAGGCUAUGAUGUACUGUAGUCUUUUUCGACUUACGAUUUUUCCACAUACGACGGGCUUAUCGGAACGUAACCUCGUCAUUAGUUGUGGAGCAUCUGUACUCAACUGACAAGUGAUGUUAUACUAUUAAUGGGAGGCAUAGUGGUGCAGCAGGUAGUACAGCUCUCUCAGAACUCCUGAGCUUUGGGUUUCCUUUGGGUGCUCUGGUUCAGUCCCACAGUCUUGAGACAUGUUUCAGGUGAACUGGCUUCAAAUUGCCCAGUGUCAGACUGUGUGAGUAAAUGAGUGUGUGUGAUUCCCCUUACAGUUCAGGAUCAGGGUUUCAAGGUGUCCAUUCCAGGGUGCACUAUGCCUCAUACCUUGUGCUUCCAGGAUAGGCUCUGGACCACUGUGUACCUAAGCUAGACAGGUGGGCACUGAUAAUAAAUGGAUGGAUUUGAUAUGCUAUUAAUGUACAGGAAAACCAUUCCAAAGAAGUCUUGCUGUAAACACUUGCAAGAUAAAAAGGAACCAUACACUGGAAAAUUACAAGUUUUUAAUGAUCUCAUGAGGGGGAAAGAAAGUACUCCUUUUCUUUCCUGAAAUACUAUUUACCGGGAUAAAACAGGCACAGUCUCCUUCAUGAGAUAAAAAGAAUUUAUUCAACUUACAAAGGUAAAACAUUGAUGGUGGCAGGACUACCUAUGCACAGCGAGACUGCUGAGGCCUCGGCCGCGUUCCCCGUGAGCAGAGCAUCGUGGGCUCUAGAUCCAUACACAACACAGACGAUAAGUGAAAGUACAACUGGUGGUAUUUAACAGUUAAAUACACAGAGCAGACAUGGCUUCCAACAGUUUUGACAGAAACACAAACCUGUUUAACGAGUACCGUACAAUUAACCAAAGUACAACUAAUUGAGCAGCUAUGAUACAAAUAAAAUAAAGAAAAAGCUUUAAUGUUUGUACAAGCUGUUGUGGUACUUCAUAUAUCUAUAUAUAUUAAAACUAUUUCAAAUUAUUUACUACUUGGCCAAACAAAGCCAGACAUUCAUUUGUAAAUGUAACAGUUUCUUCUUUAAGUUUG
Scleropages formosus (Asian bonytongue) is the source of this 3089-nucleotide messenger RNA. RefSeq names its product gliomedin (gene gldn). The coding region runs from base 14 to 1648 and encodes 544 amino acids. Gene Ontology annotation, biological process: signal transduction. The record is from RefSeq and is a predicted model, not a curated record. NCBI's taxonomy places the organism in Eukaryota, Metazoa, Chordata, Actinopteri, Osteoglossiformes, Osteoglossidae. Gene Ontology annotation, cellular component: cell surface. The transcript has 10 exons.